This is a messenger RNA of Anopheles arabiensis, 1179 nucleotides long. Its product is annotated as ficolin-2-like. The coding region runs from base 72 to 1121 and encodes 349 amino acids. The record is from RefSeq and is a predicted model, not a curated record. The transcript has a single exon. NCBI's taxonomy places the organism in Eukaryota, Metazoa, Arthropoda, Insecta, Diptera, Culicidae.
AGCUACAUACGCCGCUGCUUGCUCAGUAUCAUUCCUCAAAAUCAUUCUAGUAAUUGGUUCUAGCUCUGACCAUGGACGUUAAUAAAGUGUUCUUGUGCUUUGUGGUAGUUUUGUUUUCUGCACCGAAAGUGCGCGGUGUCGAGCAAAAUGGCACAAAUUCUUCCCUCACCGGGUAUGGGUAUGAAAUCAUUACGGCCAAGUUGGAAUACCUCCAGUACAAGCUGAUGGAGAUGGAUUUCACCAUGAAGGAAGAUCGAGAGACGAUCGAACAGAAGCUGUCGGAGCAAAAGACUCUCUCCGAAGGGCUACUGUGGGCCAUCAACCAGCUCAGUCAAACGAUCGGCCACAAUCUGACCGCACUGCAAACGCAGUCUAAUACAAUGCUCUCCCAGCAGACUGCCUGCGCCAACCAUGAACUGAUGCGAAAGCAUAUCCAAAUGUUAGUGGCAAAAGAAGAUCGCGCUCUGCUCAGGGACUAUUCAGACACUAUCGAGAAGAAAAGUCCCAUCAGUUCGUGCAAGGGCGUAACGGGAAAGCACUUAAUGCAACCUACCGCGAAUGACGAACCCUUCCUGGCACUUUGCGAAGAGACCAGUUUCGGCGGAGGUUGGUUAGUGGUUCAGUAUCGUUUUAAUGGUUCGGUGGACUUUUACCGCAACGGGGAAGCGUAUCAGAACGGUUUCGGAAGCGUCGAUGGAGAGUUUUGGCUCGGGCUGGAACACUUGCAUCAGAUUACUUCGGCACGAAAGCAUGAGCUGCUGGUGGAGCUGAAAGAUUUCGCUGGAAAUUACGUGUACGCACGGUAUAGUGAGUUCGAGAUUGGCAGUGAGGAGGAGAAAUAUGAUUUAAAAAAGCUGGGAUCGUACACAGGAACGGCAGGUGACUCAUUGACAUACCAUAAGGGUAUGAAGUUUACAACUAAAGAUCGAGACAAUGAUCAAAGUGGAAGCACAAACUGUGCUGUGAAUUAUGAGGGAGCAUGGUGGUACAAGGAAUGCCACCAUGUCAAUCUUAAUGGACGUUACAAGAAUACUGAGGACGCAAAGGCUAUGGUAUGGUACCACUACAAAUCGGCUCAUACUGGUAUGGCAUACUCAAGAAUGUUGAUUCGUGAAGUUUGAUGCGUGAUCGCGUGAUGCGUGUAAUAUGAAUAAAUACAAUUUAAAAAAAAAAAACCCA